AGUCCUUAGCAACCCAAACAGUAGAGGGCCGAUGCGACGCUGUUGAGUUAUCACCUGCUUUUCACACAGCUUUACUAGUUUAACUUGUAUUAUUAAGUUAUUUAAAUUUCGUUUAUUUUGAGAUGUGUACGAAAACGAGAAGCUUUCAACAUUUGCUGAAAGGAGAUCUGAAAACGGAGGGAUUUACGGUGAAAUCCACCAUGAAGAACUCAGUGGUGGUGGGUCCUCCAGCUUGCGGGGCGUUCAGAGAGAGACCUGCUAAACCGACAGCCUUUCGGAAGUUCUACGAGCGUGGAGACUUUCCCGUUGCCCUGGAACAUGACUCUAAAGGCAACCGUAUUGCUUGGAAGGUGGAGAUUGAAAAACUGGACUAUCAUCAUUACCUCCCUCUGUUCUUUGACGGUCUAUGUGAGACAGUUCACCCUUAUGAGUUCUUUGCCCGCCAGGGAAUCCAUGACAUGCUGGAACAUGGUGGCAGUAAGAUCCUCCCUGUUGUCCCACAGCUCAUCAUACCCGCCAAGAAUGCUCUCAACACAAGGAACAGGCAGGUGAUCUGCACCACACUUAAGGUUCUGCAGCAUCUGGUUGUAUCAGCAGAGAUGGUAGGCGAGGCGCUGGUCCCGUACUACCGACAGAUCCUUCCCAUCCUGAACAUCUUCAAGAACAUGAACUUAAACUCAGGCGAUGGUAUUGACUACAGUCAACAGAAGAGGGAAAACAUUGGAGACCUGAUCCAGGAGACCCUGGAGGUGUUUGAACGCUACGGGGGAGAAGACGCCUUCAUCAACAUCAAAUACAUGGUGCCCACCUACGAGUCCUGCCUCCUCAAUUAAAAAAUUAAAAAGAGAAGAGAAUACACACCGACUUACACACGCACACUCAUAAAGCCAUGUAAUCACAUUCACAAUAUUACACAAUUUCAAUUUCAGACUUUAUUAAACUCAUAAUACAGCUGUUUUCAGUGGAACGUGUCCUGGGGUGUUUGUGCGUACUGUUGCAGUUUGUAUCAAAGGAGACACUCACAUGCGAGGCUAAGCAAUCUAAAGAGAAAAACUCAUUACGAUUACCUGCAUUUCACUUUUAUUCUGUGAGAAAUUAUCUAUUAGGCCACCUCUAUAAAUAUGAUAAAAUUUGAAGAGUUUGGUUACAAAACGCGAUAAAUGGCAUUAAAAAAAAAGUUACCGCCAAAAUCAGUAUUGUAUCAGGUCUGUAUUAAAAAGUAAAUUCUUAAUUUUAUGCAAAAAAAAAUUUCCCAAAACAUGUUAAACGCCAGUCCUAAAAAUCCGCUAAACCAAUCACAACGCACCAUUCCACACAUUGUAAACAAUAAUGGUGGCACGUUGAAUACACACAGAAUCCUAGUUUUCCUCAUUUACUUUGUAUUUCGUGAUCAACAAACAAACAAAAACAAAAUAAUACUUUUGAAGGCAUUGAUAAACCUGUGGUGGUUUUUGGUGGCGGGGAAGAAACGUAAGCCAUCAAAUCAAUUAAUUUACGUGAGAGGCACUCGGGAGACAGGAAAAAUGUCGGCUGUUGCUUUUUCUCCCGACAGCAUCAAGCUUCUGUCAUGCUAACACAUUGACCCCAGGGGAUCUUAUGAAAAACUUUCCAUUAUUUUAUUCAAAGUCAAUGAAAAGCGAGCAGGACCAAAACAUUUUACAGCUGAUCACUGUCAAUAAAGUUUAGCGACGAUGUCCCAAGGAUGACAAAGUAAGUGUUUUGAUUAAUGCCAUUUAUGUUUAUUUUUUUAAUCAGUGUAUACCACUAGUCAACUAAAUGAAUAUAACAUGGCAAAGAUGAAUGCACAUUUAUAUAUUGAUUUGAUAGAUUUAUAGCAUUUUGAAAAAAAAAACUUGUCAUGGAUUUAUUGCAUUUUUCAGAAAAAAUAAUCAGUUUUUAUAAUAAAUAUUUGAAAAUCAAAUUAUGGAUUUGAAAUUUUUCUGUUAUUAUAACCUAAAGAUGCUAUGUGAAAGUUUGUAACAGAAAAUAGUGCUUUUCAUCUUGGUCACUUUCUAUAGAAAACACAUUUUUACCAAAAUUAGUCAAAAUGGAUUUAUUGCAUUUUGGAACCAAACUUUUCAUUUCCACCAAUGUGUAUAAAAUCUCAUUUUGCCACCAGAUCUGUUCUGUGUGGUCCAUGCUAAAGUCUCACAAUCUUAUUUUUUUAUAUCACUUUACUUAGUAAAUAUUAAAAGGUUAUAUUAAAAAAAAUAUUAUUACAUUAUAUAGGAUGAUUUUAUGUACAAAACAGUAAAUCACAAAAAAAAUGGGUUUUCACGGGCAGGGUUAUGUAUAAUACCACUUUUAAAGGUCACAGAUUAGAUAAAGCUGUUUCCUAAAAUAAUAAUCUUCUCUUGUUAUUCUUUACUACCUGCUAUCUUGCUAACCCCCUCUUUACUACUUCCCAUUAAAUGACUUCCAUGAUACUUCAAAGCUUUAUUUUGCUUGGUUACAAGGGUGAAAAAAUUAAAGCCAGUGGCCGGUUGCAUAAAACUUUAAAGUUAGUCUUAAAAGUUAGUCAUGAAUUUUUUUCUUCAAGACUGAUCAUAACUGUUUUAAGUAUGUUACAUAGAAAGGUAGAUUGGUCUAAUUUAAAUCCAAAUAAUAAGACUGAUUAGCCCUAACUAAUUGCUAGUUAGUUAGAAUCAUUCUUAAGACGCAGUCUUAAUGUCACGGCUAUGUUUAUGCAACCGGCCACAGCUGUGUAAAUGAUUUUAAGACAAAGCAGAAGCAUCUCCCCACUGGUUGCUGUGGUCUGAAUGAACGUACAAGCGGUAAAUCAUAAUCCCAUUCCCAGAGCUCAUCCAAGGUGUUUCAGAUGUAUCUAACUUUCCGUUCAUUCCCAAUGGCACACAAAUUCUCAAUAAAUGGUCCCAAGCUGUCACAUGAGCGGUACCUUUUGCACCUAAAGACUUCAUAUUAGUACCUCAAAUGUACAUAUUGGUACCAAAUGUAUACAUAUCUGUAGCUAAAUGGUAAAUAUUAGGACCUUUUUAAAGGGUACUGCCCAGCAGUGACUAUUUUUCAACCAUUUUGUAGGUGCUCAUCUGGUGCAUGUAACCCUGGAAGUAUACAAAUUAAAAUUUUAAUAACGGGAGUACAUAAGUUAUUGUACUGUGGAUGUGACUCAUCUCUCUGAUGCCGGGUUAUUUUGGCAUUACUUAGUAUGUCUGGGGCAACUGGGCAUUUAAAACCAUAUUAAUGACUAAAAUGUACUUUUCUCUGUCUCUUCUGGGCAACGGUUUGUUGGAUAUUUCUGUUUUAUAUUGGAGUGUUUUUGGCUGAUUGAUCUUUUUUGGCAGUGGUAAAACAUCCCUGCCAAAAGGCAACAUUGAUCGGUUCAUUAUUUCAUUUGACUGCCUCUUCUUUUAUAAGUGUGCAGAGAGAUAAAAGUAACUUUGCCAAAAAUGAUCUUAAAGUCUGCAGUCUCAGCUAUGAAUAUGUUUGUUUUUAGGCUUUUCUUUGAUGAAUUUUGAUGUUUCUGAUUAUGCAUUUUAUCUACAAUCUAAAGGAUUUGAGUGUAAAAUAACUCAAUUAUUCAAAUAGCAACAUUAUGUGCUUUUGAAAGUCAUGAACCUGUAUGAGCUGGAGCCUACGUGCCAGACACAAUGUCUGAAAUGAAACGUUUAUUUCAAAUGAACUCAUUUAUCAGAACACAAACACGCAUUUCUCUCAUGCUUAAAGGAAAACACCACCAUUUUUCAAUAUUUUACAAUGUUCUUACCUCAGCUUAGACAAAUUAAUACAAACCUCUUUAUCUAUCUUUUUUCAAUCCACCAAACACUUCCAUGUUUUCCCUAUUUAAAGACUGUUACAUGAGUAGUUACACAAAUAUGUA
Paramisgurnus dabryanus is the source of this 3838-nucleotide messenger RNA. RefSeq names its product PARK2 co-regulated (gene pacrg). Gene Ontology annotation, molecular function: Hsp90 protein binding; Hsp70 protein binding. The record is from RefSeq and is a predicted model, not a curated record. Gene Ontology annotation, cellular component: cytosol; vesicle; neuron projection. Lineage: Eukaryota; Metazoa; Chordata; Actinopteri; Cypriniformes; Cobitidae.